AAAAGUUCUUUAUUAUUAGGUCAAAAAGUGGAAGAUAAGAAAUUAAUCAUUAAUAGCUGGCAAUCCACGGUCCCUCAAUGGCUCUGAAGUUCCGAACCCGAAGUGCAAACCAAAGCAACUGUUGCAAAAAGUUACCAUAACUUCACUCGAAAUUAAAAACGAAAAUGAAAUGCACUUGUUAAUCGGGUAAUUAAAAAUAGAACACAUUGGAGAUGCGGCCGGCCGCAAUUGCUGCAUUCCCCAAUUGCUGCUAUCCCGCCCCCAACCGCUUUCUUCAUUUCCAUUUCAAAGAAAAACCCUUCAAUCCUCCCUUCUCCACGAACCAAUACCAAAUCAAAAACUUCUGUUCUUUAACUCUCUCCACAACAACCAACAAUUUCAGCAAACCCCAACAAGAGAACGAGAACAGAACAAAUAACUACACAUACCCAGAUCAGAAAUCCACUUUCGUCGACCAAUUUUACUCUUCCUUGAGCAAAAACAACGCAAAUAACCAAGACCCAGAUCCCCAAAGCGAAGAAAAAGAAGAGCAAAAACAUCCCAAAACCAAAUUCUGGGGUUUUCUUAGAGUCAUUUUCACAAACAUGUGGUGGACAGAUUUGAAAGCAGCGGUGGGACAAAGAAUCAAUGUCGAAGGAAUUGUUUUUUCGGUUGGAGUGUUCGUUAAAGACUGCCAAUUGGCGUUGCCCCAUGUUGCAGUGCCUGAUAUAAGGUGUAUUGAUUGGAAUGAGCUCCAUAGAAGAGGGUUUAAAGGUGUUGUUUUCGAUAAGGAUAAUACGAUUACUGCUCCUUAUUCUUUGACGCUUUGGCCUCCUCUCCGGCCCUCUAUUGAGCAGUGCAAAGAUGUUUUUGGUCCUGAUAUCGCUGUGUUUAGUAACUCUGCUGGUCUUUUAGAGUAUGAUCAUGAUGGUUCGAAGGCGACGAAACUAGAAGGGACUAUUGGGAUUAAAGUCAUAAGGCAUCGGGUGAAGAAACCGGCUGGAACAGCUGAAGAAAUCGAGAAACACUUUGGAUGUAAAUCAUCACAUCUUAUCAUGGUGGGUGAUCGGCCCUUUACCGAUAUUGUUUAUGGAAAUCGAAAUGGUUUUUUGACUAUAUUAACUGAGCCAUUAACUCUUGUUGAAGAGCCUUUCAUUGUUAGGCAGGUGCGAAAACUAGAACUGACGCUCAUAAAUUGGUGGUUUAGAAGAGGUUUCAAGCCAAUUAGUCAUAAUUUACUACCAGAUACCAUGCAGUGUGUGAAAGAUCCAUAUCCUCUGUAAGAAUGUUGUGGAUAUAAGUGAAAGUAAUUGUUUAUGCAGUUGAUGACAAUUUUUUGACUCAUGAUAAUUUGCUUUUGCAAACAACGUUAAAUUUUAUUUAAUUCUUUCGCUUAGUACACUGAGUAACAUAACUGCUUCUUGAUUUCAAAACUUUAAAAAAAAAAAAAAGACAGGAAUUUUCUUCCAUUGGGCGGGUUAUUUUCCAUUCAGGUUGAUUUAGAUUCGAGUUGUAUUAAGUUUCGGGUUGAACGGGUUUGGGUUGUUGGCUUUUUAUGACCAAUUGAGUUGAAUCAGGUUUUGGUUUGAGUGAGAUGGAUUUUUUGGAUUUGGAUCAAAAUUGGCAGGUUAAUUUGAUUUCUUUGGUUUGAGAUUAAUUAAAGUCUUGUUACAUCUCAAAUCUAGCCAGUGAGAAGGGCCAGGGAAUUUAGUGGCAAUCCCAGCCAUGUUAGAACAAGAUUUCUGGAUCUAUGCAGGUUUUCUAUAUAAAAGAUAAGGUUGAGUUAUGAUAUCGAUUCAUGGGAUAUUCAUUCAGCAGAAUGUCUUAAUGAACACAAUGUUGGGAAUAAUAUUUCUAAUUAUAUGCUCAAAUAAGUGUUGAAUAAUAAAUUAACGUAACGUUUGGAUAUAUAAUUAGUAGAGGAAAAAAAAAAAGAAAAAUAGAAGAAAAGAAAUGUUAAAAAAAUGCUACCGGAUGCCACUAGUUAAGGUUACUUUGCAUGUCAUUGUGCAUGUCAUUAUUACUUCACUUAUUACAGUCAUUGCGUGCACACUAAAAAAUCCUAAACUCG
This is a messenger RNA of Durio zibethinus, 2050 nucleotides long. RefSeq names its product phosphatidylglycerophosphate phosphatase 1, chloroplastic/mitochondrial-like. Gene Ontology annotation, molecular function: phosphatidylglycerophosphatase activity. NCBI's taxonomy places the organism in Eukaryota, Viridiplantae, Streptophyta, Magnoliopsida, Malvales, Malvaceae. Gene Ontology annotation, cellular component: cytoplasm. The record is from RefSeq and is a predicted model, not a curated record.